This is a messenger RNA of Diaporthe batatas, 3795 nucleotides long. RefSeq lists its product as uncharacterized. Gene Ontology annotation, molecular function: beta-galactosidase activity; carbohydrate binding. The record is from RefSeq and is a predicted model, not a curated record. The coding region runs from base 547 to 3705 and encodes 1052 amino acids. Lineage: Eukaryota; Fungi; Ascomycota; Sordariomycetes; Diaporthales; Diaporthaceae. Gene Ontology annotation, cellular component: beta-galactosidase complex. The transcript has 3 exons. Gene Ontology annotation, biological process: lactose catabolic process.
GAAGGAGCAAAAAAAAGUUCCACACUGAGGUCACUCAACCAGAUAGCUUGGCCUAUUCAACCGAGAAUUGCCCGCCCGAUCCCGACGAGAACAGGACAUCUUCACCACUACUGUGUACCGACUUGUUUGCUCAGAAACGGAAACAGGCAUUCCAUGCAUGUGCGGGUUCCAAUCGCUGACGGCACCCAUGCAUAAUUGUGGACUUGUUGGCUUGUCGGUCCCUGCAGAGUAGCAUAUAUCGGCCUCCUCGUCCAAGCAGAAGCGUGAUCAUCUCGGCCGAGGUCCGCCCUCCACCUUCGACUGCCACUCUAUUCUCGUGGCCACUGCAUACAUUGUCGUGUUGACUGCUCCAUCAUUGGGCCACUGCUCCGUCACUGGGUCACUGCAGCUUUAGCCAGAGCUAGCCAGCGCUCGUGUCACUGCCGGUGAAGCUCUACUCUACCGGUAGAUAAAGCUCGCCUUGCUCGCCCAUCCCCUGCUGCCCCCCCCACCUGGGCACUCCUCUCUCUCACCCUCUCUAGCUCCCAAUCUCGUGGCGAGACCUCAAUGGGACAGAACUUCAGGAUGGCUCCCCGCGGCAUUCCUCUCCAGGAGGACAAAGACAGGCCCGACUACAUCAACGAAGCCGUCUUCAGGCGCAACUGCCUUCCCGCCCGCUCUUACCACAUCCCAGAGACGUCUCUGCUGCUCAACGGCAGUUGGGACUUCCACUAUGCCCCCAACCCGCUCGAGGCCCCCGAGCCAGAGGCUGGCGAAACCACCGCCUGGGGAAAGCAGAACGUGCCUGGCCACUGGCAGCUCCAGGGCCACGGCAAGCCCUGGUACACCAACGUCCAGUUCCCCAUCCCCGUCUGCCCUCCGUAUGUGCCCACAGACAAUCCUACGGGCACGUACAGGAGGUCGUUCCACGUGCCAAACACCUGGGACUCAAAUGCCCAGCUCAGACUGCGCUUUGACGGUGUAGACAGCGCCUACCAUGUCUUUGUCAAUGGUGCGCUGGUCGGCUAUGCUCAGGGGUCGAGGAACCCGCAUGAGUUCGACAUCUCCGAGUAUGUCGUCAGGGACGGCACAAAUGAGGUCUUCGUGCGCGUCUACCAAUGGUCAGACGGCACAUAUAUCGAGGACCAGGACCAAUGGUGGCUUUCUGGCAUCUUUCGAGACGUCCACCUGAUCGCCUUCCCCGCCGAUUCCAGAAUCGACGACUGGUUCCUACGAACAGACCUCGACUCCAACUACGAGAACGCCACGCUGGAGGCUACAGUCGACGUGCUCAGCAAGGAGAAGGCCACCCUGAAGCUUACAAUCUCGGAGCUGGACAAGGAGGGUGGCAAGGUCAUUGAGACGAAAGAGGUCUCUGUGGGGACAGGCUCAUCCAAAAUCGACGUCUCCAUACCCGUCAGCAACCCCCAGAAGUGGACCGCCGAGUCGCCAUACCUCUACAACGUGGAGCUGGCCCUCAGCACCUCCUCCUCUAAGCCAUACACCGUAACGCAAAGAGUCGGCUUCCGCAAGGUCGAGCUUAUCAACGGGCUCAUGACCGUCAAUGGUACCCCUAUCCGCCUGCGUGGUGUCAACAGGCACGAGCACCACCCCCACUUUGGCCGGGCUGUUCCACUUGAUUUCAUCAAGCGUGAUCUGCUUAUCAUGAAGACAUACAACAUCAACGCUCUCCGCUGCUCUCACUACCCAUCCCACCCCAAGAUCCUGGACAUGUGCGAUGAGCUUGGCCUCUGGGUCAUGGACGAGGCUGACCUGGAAUGCCACGGUUUCUACGACGCCGUUGCGAGGCCCCAGGAUAUCCCUGAGGGCCAGGACUACGAGGAGCGCAAGAAGCUCACCUUCCCCAUAGCCGCCAAGUUCACAACUGACAACCCAGCCUGGAAGGAGGCAUACGUGGACCGCAUGCGCGAUCUUGUCCAACGUGACAAGAACCAUGCAUCCGUCAUCGUGUGGAGUCUUGGCAACGAGGCUUUCUACGGCCAAAACCACAAGGCCAUGUACGAGUACGGCAAGAAGGUCGACCCAGGCCGCCUCAUCCACUAUGAGGGUGACGUGCACGCAGAGACGGCCGACAUGUACAGCUACAUGUAUCCCCCGGUUGAGCGGCUCCAGAGACUUGUUAACAACGAGGGUGUCAAGGAUGGCAAGUAUGAGAAGCCUGUUGUCCUUUGCGAGUACGGACACGCCAUGGGCAACGGUCCUGGCUGGCUCGAAGACUACGAAGAGCUCUUCCGAACGAACCCCCGCCUCCAGGGUGGCUUCAUCUGGGAGUGGGCAAACCACGGCCUUUGGAAGGAGGAGGGCGAUGGCACCGGCAAGGGUGGCUACUACGCCUACGGAGGCGACUUUGGAGAUGUCCCCAAUGAUGGCACAUUCGUCAUGGAUGGGCUGUUGUUCAGCACCCAUGAGCCUACACCUGGCCUGACCGAGUACAAGAAGGUCAUUCAGCCGGUUGGUUUUUCUGUCAACGGUCAGAAGCUUACUCUGAAGAACUACUACGACUUCAUCGACCUCAAACACCUCGUCGCCUCCUACAAGGUGGAGGAGUUUGGGGAGGAAUCUAAGCUCCUUGCAUCUGGGAAGCUUGAAAUCCCUGACAUCAAGGCAGGCAAGAAGGGCGAGAUUGAUCUGAGCGGGCCGUUGUCCAAGUACAAGAGCAACAAGGAGGUGUUUGUGACCGUAUCACUGACCCUCCGCGAUGAUACACCUUGGGCAGCCGCAGGCCAUGAGAUUGCCUGGAAGCAGUGGCAGGUAUCCAAGGCGGCCUCCCCAACAACGGCUCUGGCCCUCAACAAGAUGUCGUCUCCCGUCAAGGUCACCUCGACCGGCGCAAAGGUCAAUGUUUCUGGCCCCAACUACAACUUCACAUUCGAUCGCGCCCGCGGAGCUCCAACCUCCUGGGCCGUCAACGGCGUGUCUAUACUCGAAGCUGACCCCACCACCGGGGUUGCCAUCACGCCAUCCUUCUGGCGCCCUGCCACAGACAACGACGUUCCUGGCGAGCUACCGUACUGGCAGCGCUUCGGCGUGGAUGUGAUGGAAAGCCAAGGCCGCUCGUUCACUGUGGAUACUUCUGACCCCAACAAGGCCAUCCUGAAGUCACACAUCUUCGUCACACCACCAAUCCUGGCUUGGGGAUACGAGUGCCAUAUUGAGUAUACCAUCACCAACACCGGAUCCCUAUCUAUCGACGUCAAGAGCGCCAAGCCCACGGGCGCCAAGCCCACACACGUGCCCCGGGCAGGGCUGAACCUCCGCCUGAGCAAGAAGCUCGACAAGGUCAAGUGGUUCGGCCUCGGCCCCGGGGAGAGCUACCCAGACAAGAAGGACUCACAGCGUACUGGCGUCUGGACGGCCGACUCGGUGAAGGACCUGCAGACACCAUACGAGGUUCCCCAGGAGAACGCCAACCGCAUGGAGGCACGGUACGUGACCCUCACGAACACGCACGACGCCGGCGUCAGGGCGGUGGCGCAGGGCUUCGAGGGCGGCUUCAGCUGGGUGGCGAGCAACCACUCGGCCGAGACGAUCCAGAGCGCGAGGCACCCGCCCGACCUGGUCGAGGAGGACGCCACGCUGCUCAGGCUGGACUAUCAGGUCGCUGGUGUUGGCACGGCCGCCUGUGGUCCCGGCGUGAGGGAGGACCUGCUUGUAAAGUGCGAGGAGGUCAGCUUCGGAUUCGUGCUAGAGAGUGUUGGGUUGUAGGUAGCACCACGCGCAUUUAGGCAAAAGCAGGACUUCUCAUCGCUUGGAUAUAGGCACGUGGUAGAAUGAAUAUGAUUCAGAAUGAAUGCA